AUGCCGGAGACGCGAGAAACUCCACCGCGUGAACAAUGGAGUUCAUGGGCGGAUUUUAUCAUGAGUUGUAUUGGUUAUGCUAUCGGAUUGGGAAAUGUAUGGAGGUUUCCUUAUCUAUGCUAUCAAAAUGGUGGAGGUGCUUUUCUCAUUCCUUACGUGAUCUCGUUGGUGUUCUGCGGUGCACCGUUAUUCAUUCUUGAAACGUCAUGGGGACAACUGCUCUCUGUUGGUGGUCUUGGAAUGUUCAAAAUAUGCCCAAUCUUCAAGGGU
Molecule: messenger RNA, 270 nt
Organism: Strongylus vulgaris
Lineage: Eukaryota; Metazoa; Nematoda; Chromadorea; Rhabditida; Strongylidae
Source: the annotation of a GenBank genome assembly